AUGAAUUUCACCGAUUUUGAGCAAUUUUUCUAUCGUGAACCUUUCGUGGAAUCUGUUACCACCGGUGGCAAUUUUCAAUUUAUCUCCGAUGAAGAAAUCCGAGGUGCUGAAACGUUCAUUCAUAGAAAUGGUGUUAACGGCUUAGAUACAUAUCUGUCACAGAGAUUGGACGUAUGGAAACAACAUCCAUUGGACAUUGCAGUUGUCGGAUCGAGUGGAGUCGGAAAAUCGACAUUUAUCAAUUGCCUUCGUGGAUUAGAAGCCGAAGAUACAGGUGCAGCAAGCGUUGGCGUAGUCGAGACAACAAACGAACCAACUGCAUAUGAAUAUCCGGAUUUUUCAAACUUAAAAAUAUGGGAUUUACCAGGUGUGGGUACGCCGAAUUACCCUCGUUCGUCCUAUUUGGAAAAGAUUCAAUUUGAAAAAUAUGAUUUCUUCUUAAUUCUUUGCCGGACACGUUUUACUGAAAAUGAUCUGUGGUUGGCAUCGGAAGUGAAGAGUAAAAACAAACGAUUUGUAUUCAUUCGUACAAACGUAGAUUCAGAUUUAUUCAAUGAAUACGAAGAUCAUCCAACUACAUUCAACGAAGACGAAGUCUUACAACACAUUCGCAACAAUUGCUUGGAAUACAUUCGUCCAGUUGAUCCCACUGCAGAAGUCUUCCUCAUAUCCGGCCAUUUGAAAAACCGUCUACGUUUCGAUUUCGGAAAACUAACUGAAACAUUAAUGCGUGAUUAUCCAUCGUUGAAACGUGAAUCAAUGAUUUUAUCCAUGUCCGUCAUGUGUAAAGAAGUUCUCAUAGCGAAAGUUGCUGCACUACAUCGACGAAUUUGGAUCAUCGCAUCAGCAUCCGCCGCUGUUGCAGUUGUACCCGUCCCGUUUUUGUCACUUGGUUUCGAUGCCACGUUGGUGAUGAGCGAAGUGGAAUUCUAUAAGAAACAGUUAGGAUUGGAUCAAGAAGCAUUGACAAAAUUAUCGCAAGUUUACCAAAUUCCAAUGCAGAAAAUUGAAAAGGAACUGAACGAGAUCUUUCCAUUACAGCAUUUGAAUUCGCUACGAAGAUUUGUUUUUGAUUUUGCAAAGAAACAAGCAGUUCGAGCAGCACCGGGCGAAUUUGCUCGAUAUGUUCCAUACGUUGGCACAGCAAUUGUAUCCACGCUCUCGUUUGGUGUUUGUUAUGCUGUUUUGUACAAAAUUCUCAUUCGCAUGGAACAGGCGUCAUUGAAAAUUAUCGAUAUCGUUAUCGACGCAUCGAAUCAAAUGAUUCAACAGGAACAACAACGACAAGCUUUGAUUUAA
This is a messenger RNA of Adineta ricciae, 1299 nucleotides long. Lineage: Eukaryota; Metazoa; Rotifera; Eurotatoria; Adinetida; Adinetidae. The record is from the annotation of a GenBank genome assembly.